AUGGCGAAGAUAACAUUAGCUUUGGUGUUUGCUUUGGUGGUGGCUGUGCCAUUGCAUGGGGUAAUGUGUUAUGAAGAUCCAUGGGAAAGUGUAAUAGACGAAGCAAGCAAAGCAGGAGUAUCACCAGAUACCAUAAAUGAGGCUCAGAAGGCAAUAGGUGAUGGCUCUGCCGAAGCAGCUGCUGAGGAGGCAUUGGGUGAUGGCUCUCUGAAUGAUUGGGUUCAAAAAGCCAAAGACAUAGCCGGCGGUGGAACUCCACCAGCUUCAGCCGCUGAAUCACCAGCCGGUUUACCUAUUGACGAGAUUGAAGACGAAGACUCAUCACCUGCAGAGGCACCACAAGGUUCCAAUAAAGCAAAAUCUCCAGCAAAUGCACCAAAUGAAUCUCCCACUGAAGCACCUAAUGCACCCUUAGAAGCUCCUGAAUUGGCACCACAAAAUGAGUAUGCAGGAGAACCCGAAUUGGCACCAACAACAAAUGCACCUACAGAGACACCAUCAGCAACACCUGAACCAUAA
Abrus precatorius (Indian licorice) is the source of this 519-nucleotide messenger RNA. RefSeq names its product opioid growth factor receptor-like. The transcript is spliced from 2 exons. The record is from RefSeq and is a predicted model, not a curated record. Bases 1 to 519 code for a protein of 172 amino acids. NCBI's taxonomy places the organism in Eukaryota, Viridiplantae, Streptophyta, Magnoliopsida, Fabales, Fabaceae.